Molecule: messenger RNA, 3212 nt
Organism: Grammomys surdaster
Lineage: Eukaryota; Metazoa; Chordata; Mammalia; Rodentia; Muridae
Gene: B3galt6
Product: beta-1,3-galactosyltransferase 6
Exons: 1
Coding region: 30-1007 (325 amino acids)
Biological process (GO): glycosaminoglycan biosynthetic process
Cellular component (GO): membrane
Molecular function (GO): UDP-galactosyltransferase activity
Source: RefSeq, a predicted model, not a curated record
GCGCUACUCGGCGACCUCCCGCCCGCAGCAUGAAGGUACUUCGACGCGCUUGGAGGCACCGGGUGGUGCUGGGCCUAGGCGGGCUGGCAUUUUGCAGCACUACUCUGUUGUACUUGGCGCGCUGCGCUUCUGAGGGCGAGACGCCCUCCGCUUCUGGAGCCGCUCGACCCCGCACUAAGGCCUUCUUGGCAGUGCUAGUGGCCAGUGCGCCCCGCGCGGUUGAGCGCCGCACCGCAGUGCGCAGCACGUGGCUGGCUCAAGAGAGGCGUGGCGGACCCAAGGACGUGUGGGCGCGCUUCGCUGUGGGUACUAGCGGCCUAGGCUCAGAAGAGCGGCGCACUCUUGAGCUCGAGCAAGCACAGCACGGGGACCUGCUGCUGCUGCCCGCCUUGCGCGAUGCCUAUGAGAACCUCACAGCCAAGGUCCUGGCCAUGCUAACCUGGCUGGAUGAGCACGUAGACUUCGAGUUCGUGCUCAAGGCGGAUGACGACUCUUUUGCGCGACUGGACGCUAUACUGGUGGAGCUACGGGCACGUGAGCCCGCACGCCGCCGACGCCUCUAUUGGGGCUUCUUUUCUGGGCGUGGUCGCGUCAAGCCGGGAGGUCGCUGGCGAGAAGCUGCCUGGCAACUCUGCGACUAUUACCUGCCCUAUGCUCUGGGCGGUGGGUAUGUCCUUUCUGCGGACUUGGUGCAUUAUCUGCGCCUCAGCCGCGAAUACCUGCGCGCAUGGCACAGUGAAGAUGUAUCGCUGGGCACCUGGCUGGCACCGGUGGAUGUACAACGGGAGCACGACCCACGCUUCGACACGGAGUACAAAUCUCGAGGCUGCAGCAAUCAGUAUCUGGUGACACACAAGCAAAGCCCAGAGGACAUGUUGGAGAAGCAACAGAUGUUGCUGCACGAGGGCCGGUUGUGCAAGAAUGAGGUGCAGUUGCGCCUUUCUUAUGUCUAUGACUGGUCAGCGCCACCCUCCCAGUGCUGCCAGCGCAAGGAGGGCAUUCCCUGAUGUCAUUGCGGGUACUGUGGCCUCUCCUGACACAGGCCAAGCUGCCUGAACAAUCUGGGCAAUUAUCUGGGGUGAGCUUGAUUUAUCCAAUUAUUGUUGAGACCUUGGGUCUAAUGUCCAGAGACAGCUUACAAUGUCUAGUCCAGUGGGCGUGCUCAUUAUUAGUGGUCUUGUGUAAGGCCUACCUAAGGGCAUCUGGUUAUGGAUUUGGAGGUUGCAUCUGCACCCACACAUACAUACACUCCCUGGCCUAUGUAAUGCUGGAGUGUGAGGAUGGGGCCUCCUCACUUGAGCUUAUAGUGCCCUCAUUCUGCACUCUACAGCUCACUGCUCAUCUUGAAUGUUCUGCACAGCCUGACCUGCAGACUGUGUUGAAUUCAUCUCAAAAUGUUAUUUGUCAAAGUUGUCUUUGUAUUAUUUGGGCAAAGUUUCAUUCUCUUGUGUCUCCUGUUUUUAGCUUUUGUCAUGGACAAGUUUGAGGUUUGACUUGAUUUUCAAGUCAGCUAGCUUAGAAUUUUUGUCUCUGUGGAUAGAGUUUGGUAAAUAUAAUGCAGUUUGCUUAGGGCCUAUUUAUAAAUAUUGUAUGCUUGUAUAGAUAAGAAUUUACAGAGGUGGGCAAAUCUCUGGGUUCAAGGCCAGCCUGGUCUACAGAGUGAGUCCAGGACAGCCAGGACUACUCAGAGAAAUCCUGAAAAUGUCUUAAUUUAUUUUUAAUUACUUAAGAAAAAUACUUGUGUCAGAAUUUGUAUCUGUGGAUUAAUCUGUCAACAGCCUAAGUUGCCAACCCCACUGCUGGGUGUGUUUAAAACAUAGAAGGAUGUUUAAAUUCUCCAUCUCUCUUUCAGGUUUAUACAUAAGUCAGUCCCUUUGUGUGUGUGUUUGUGUGUGUGUUUGUUUCUGAACAGACAUUACUUGUAAGGCUUUUCAGGAAGCAUGAGCCUAUGAACUGUAAGGCACUUGUCUAUUACAAAGUUUGUCUUUCAAAAUGGUUUAUUCACACCAACAUUCUUUACACUAUCAUGCUAAUAUAACAGCUAAACAGCUGUCUCACCUAGCAGAGAACAGGAAAUGCUGCUGCAGGUUCCACUGGGUAAUCCAGUGAAUGCAUUUCAGAAUCCAGUGAAUACAUUUUCCCAGCCACCACGCACUGUGAAGUCCUUCAGUUGUCAAUUGUAGUAGACUGAAAGGAGAUCCUUGAGAGUGUAAGCCAGUGGCUAGUCAAUGGCAGGCUUAAGUGGACUGAGUAACAGCUCCUGAAGUUCAGGGGUGACUGAGGCCAGGGCCACCUAGAGAGUUUCAAGUCCUCUUGAUAUCAACACAGAGGCUAUAGAAGCCUUGUCACAAGAGCAUUGACAGUAUGAUCUUAGAGACCAUCUCUAACAUUCUCAUUUUUGUAUCAUUUCAUUGAGCAGCACCUUUGGUUUACUCUCAUUUCAAUGCCACCUAAGGGUUAGAUCAUUAGCAUAUCAAGGCCUAUCCUGGGCUAGGCACUUAUGGUGAGCUGCAGGGUGGGCUGCCAGUGGACUUGCUUCUGAGGCAUAGCUCUUAGCAAAGUUGCCUGGUGUCAAACUCAAGCAUAUUAUUUCGGGUCACACAAAAAGGCUUUUGAGUUACACAACAUGGUUUUUGUUCUCUACAAGCUUCCACAAAGACCUUCAGAUUCCUGUGUCUCAGCAAAAUUCCAGGAAUCCACACCUGAGUUGAGACUUCCUAAAUUCUCUCUUAAGGAAAUAAUAUUUGUUACCUAGCAUAGCACCCCAACCACACAAACAGUAUUACAUACCCCCUUUUAAUGUUUAAAAAAAAAUGAGUAUUCUUAGAAAAAUAUAAUAAGAUGGCUCCAGGAUAAAUGGACAAUCUGAGCUGGCCUUGACCUCCAGCUUUGGAUGAUGUUGCAAUCUCUGCUAUUUUAAUGGGACUGAUAUUUGUUUUUUUUGUUUUUAUGAGACAGGGUCUAGAAAUGUAGCCUAGACUAGACUUGAACUCAACCCUGCCUAAUCUCUUGACUACUGAGAUUAUAGGUAUAAGACACCGAACCUAGUUUACAUUAACUUUUUGUUUGUUUGGUCUGUAUAGUCUGCGGAUAUUCCUGCCUAGCCUUUGCUGUCCCGUUUGGGGAACUGGAUGGAGAGAGACUUGCCCUGAUUACCUGUCAUUUAUUUGCUUUUAAAUUUUCAGGCUGUAAACUUGAACAUGUUUUGAUUC